AUGAAAGUGGAUCCAGUCACUCCCAAAUCUGUGACUCCUGAACCUCCUUGUACUGAAAAGCAAUGUUCAAAUCUUGACCUAGGACAAGAAUCACAUCACAUUCCUCAGGAUGAGAAUCUAACCUACGUCCCUUCCAGGUUCUCAGAUCUUGGAUGUGGACCUGACUUGCCCAAAUUUAGACGGACACAUGCAGCAGGUGCAGUGCAGGGAAUGUCAUUCCAUGAGGAGUCUGACCCAUCAACACCCUACAAAAUUGUAGGUGUCUAG
Molecule: messenger RNA, 267 nt
Organism: Sphenostylis stenocarpa
Lineage: Eukaryota; Viridiplantae; Streptophyta; Magnoliopsida; Fabales; Fabaceae
Source: the annotation of a GenBank genome assembly